ACUCCGCGUGCCGUUCCAGGCUGGCAAUCCAGCACUCUGCUGCAGUCUGGCCCAUCCAUCCGUCUCCGUUCCGGGCAUGCGGCGUUGAGGCGUACCCCUACACGUGUAUCUGUCAGAUAGACCCUGCCUUUACCUGGUGCUGAUGCUCUUCCUAGAUUACACCCUCAACAACCCCGACACCCUCACCAAGUACAAGACGGCCGCGCAGAUCUCGGAGAAGGUCCUGGCCGAGGUGUCUAGGCUCUGUGUCGCCGGCAGCAAGAUCGUCGACAUCUGCGAGCAGGGAGACAAGCUGAUUGAGGAGGAACUGUCCAAGGUCUACCGUGGCAAGAAGAUUACCAAGGGCUUUUCCCACCCCACCACUGUCUCUCCGGCCGCCUUCGUUACCCCUUACACUCCGCUCAGGUCGGACGAGAAGGAGGCCGCCGUCGAGCUGCAGGCCGGUGAGCCAGUGAAGAUUCAGCUGGGAGCGCAGAUCGAUGGCUUCGGCUCCAUUCUGUGCGACACUGUCCUGGCAAAGAAGGCCGAUGAAGCGCAGGAUGUCAUUGAGGGCCGGUCUGCCGACCUGCUCCUGGCCACGUACUAUGCCAACGAGCUGCUGCUGCGGCUGAUGCUGCCGCCCGGUCUCUUGACCCAGGGAACAGACGAGGAGAAGGCGAAGGCGGCUGCCGCCAAGCCACGGACCCAGUCCCAGAUCACCAGCCUCCUGGAGAAGGUCGCCCAGGCCUACGAAUGCAAUCUCGUCGAGAGCACCACCUCGUGGCUCUUUGACCGGAACGAGAUUGAGGGAAAGAAGAAGAUUGUUAUUGCCCCCGGCGAGGGCACCAAGGGCGAGGGCGUCCCCGAGGUGGGCGAGGUCUGGGGUGUCGAGAUGGGCGUCAGUCUGGGUUCGGGCAAGGUCAAGCAGUUUGAGCAGCGGACCACGCUCCACCGCCGCACGGCCAACACGUAUGCGCUGAAGCGGCCUACCUCGCGCAAGAUUCUGUCCGAGGUUCAGAAGAAGUUCGGCACCUUCCCGUUCAGCCUGCGGCAGCUUGAGGACGAGCGCGACGCCAAGUCGGGUGUCAUUGAGUGCGUGCGCGGCAACGUCUUCCGCCAGUACGAAGUCACGGGCGACAAGGACAACGCGCCGGUUGCCAGGCUUCUGACCACCAUUGCCAUCACCAAGAACGGCAUCACCAAGCUGGGUGCCCCGCCGGCUUUGGACCUGAGCAAGGUCAAGUCGGAUAAGAAGAUUGAGGACGAGGAGGUUCUCAAGAUCCUGGAGCAGCCGCUGGCCCGGAAUACAGGCAAGAACAAGAACAAGAAGAAGAAGAAGAAGCCGGCCAAGAAGCCCGCUAAGGAGGAGGACGAGGAUGAGGAGGAGAGUGACGAUGAGUAAGGGGAUCCAGCGUCGUGGAUGGACCGGAAUGGAGCGAAAGGGCGUGGGUGGCAGGCGCACGGCUCGCUCUUUCUUGCUGCAGGCUCUGCAUCAAGCAUUGCUAGGGGUUUGAGGCGGAUGAGAUGCUCAGCUUCGACCAGCAGAGCGGAUG
Messenger RNA from Parathielavia appendiculata, 1532 nucleotides. Its product is annotated as Creatinase/aminopeptidase. NCBI's taxonomy places the organism in Eukaryota, Fungi, Ascomycota, Sordariomycetes, Sordariales, Chaetomiaceae. The record is from RefSeq and is a predicted model, not a curated record. The transcript is spliced from 3 exons. The coding region runs from base 143 to 1381 and encodes 412 amino acids.